Theobroma cacao (cacao) is the source of this 790-nucleotide messenger RNA. RefSeq lists its product as uncharacterized. The record is from RefSeq and is a predicted model, not a curated record. Lineage: Eukaryota; Viridiplantae; Streptophyta; Magnoliopsida; Malvales; Malvaceae.
UUUCCUUCUAUAAAUCAAUCAGCUUCCCACCCCAUUCUACCACACCCAUAUCUCUCUCUCUCUCAAACGCCAUAGUCUCCGAACCAGUUUUAGAGAUGAAUGGACCAAACGUUCUUGAGGACGUCGGGGUGGAAUUGGCAAGGACGAAAGCCGAGAAUAGACGCAUGGCGAGGUGGCUAAGGGCAAAGAAACUCUCAGUUAGACGGAAGAAGAAAGAAUUGCGGAGGAUAAAGAGAGUGAAGCAGCUACUUAUUGCGGCGAAUAAACGCAUGCAAGAAUUGGUCGACGAUUUUCUGUUUACGGCUGAAGCAGAUAACAAUCAUGUUCGCCAGAUGAAUGAAGCUAUCCAAGGAAUGAAUGAUCUCAGCCUCGAUGGAAACUAUAAUAUUACUACUGUGAACCAAGUUCAACCUUGCUGUAACAGUGGCAGCACCACUGAUGGCGACAACAACAGUUAUUAUCCUGGGGGAGGAGGCGGAAACAGCAGAGGUCAUGGCGGUGGCCACGAUGGUGGACGCCAUGAGUAGGGUGAUGUUGGAGCCCGUUUAACUGUGACUGCCUCUCUAGUGGCAGUAAAUAAUGUUGCAGGUCUUAAGGUCAGAGUUCGAACAAUUUGUUGUGUUUGAGUCAAACGGUAGCUGCUGGCUAGUGUUACUGCUUUCUUUUUUUGGUGAAUCUGUCUGUUUGAGUUCUUGGACUGAUGUUUUACUGGUAUAGUUUAACCAGUUGCAAUCAUCAGUCAAAAGUGUUAUUAAUUUUAAGAAAUCUUCCAUAAGUAACUUGUUAAUCA